This is a messenger RNA of Penicillium macrosclerotiorum, 441 nucleotides long. RefSeq names its product DUF504 domain-containing protein. The record is from RefSeq and is a predicted model, not a curated record. The coding region runs from base 1 to 441 and encodes 146 amino acids. The transcript has 2 exons. NCBI's taxonomy places the organism in Eukaryota, Fungi, Ascomycota, Eurotiomycetes, Eurotiales, Aspergillaceae.
AUGGCGGCUGCCCAUUCCAUCGAAGAGCCGAAUUUAUCCGACCCUGACCAAGCUGAUGUGGUGCCGGACGCGACUCCUCAGUCCAGAUCCCCGAGUCCACGUCGGAGGCAAUUUGAUGGAUCACUAAGAGCUCACUCUGCCACCAAGUCGGGAGAAAACAAGCUGAGGCCAGCUGGAGACAUCAUCAACCGGAUUAUCUGGGAUGCUCAAUUUGAGCGCAGCAACUAUAUUGUCGGGUUCUUGGAUAGAUUUGAAGGUCAACUUGAGGUUGGGCUUGGGACCUGGAAGAAAGAAACGACCGAUGAAGAAUUUAUUCCACAGCAUCGUGUUUUAUACAUUCGGCAUAUUGACGGAGAGAUUGUCUGGGACCGACGACGCCGCAUAGACAAAAUCUUUUCGAGCGGGAAUUCGGCGUUUAGCGAAUUGGCAUUCCUCGCUUGA